UGGAUAGUAAAAAGGAAGCUGGUGAUGCUGAUGAUGUCCAGUCUCUCACAAGAGAUUUCAAUAAAGCCGAGAAAGUGAUCAAUGACAUUGAAAGCGGACAGUUUUCAUCGAAAGAUUUACAGGGACGACUUGAAGAAGCAAUUACUAUACUGGAAAAUAUCACCAGGGCGGUUUCAACAUUGUCAUUAUUCUCAACCAACGAACAGCUUGAAGAUAUACCUACACCUUCUCUUCCGUAUCUCCUUAUUCCAUGUUAUCUUGGCAUUGCCCAACAUAACAAAUCCACAACUGAUCCUGUCAAACGGCGUGACCAACUAGAGUUGGCAAAGGCAUAUUACAGGGAUUUUCUUCGUCGAUUAAGAAACUAUGGCUUUGAAUUUGAAGACUACAGAACUAUCUUGGAGGAUGAUGACCUAGGACAUGAUGUUCCUUAUUCGUCGACAAAAAAAUUCAGCG
Strongylus vulgaris is the source of this 456-nucleotide messenger RNA. The record is from the annotation of a GenBank genome assembly. NCBI's taxonomy places the organism in Eukaryota, Metazoa, Nematoda, Chromadorea, Rhabditida, Strongylidae.